Molecule: messenger RNA, 1750 nt
Organism: Sapajus apella (tufted capuchin)
Lineage: Eukaryota; Metazoa; Chordata; Mammalia; Primates; Cebidae
Gene: ARL11
Product: ADP ribosylation factor like GTPase 11
Exons: 2
Coding region: 559-1149 (196 amino acids)
Biological process (GO): intracellular protein transport; vesicle-mediated transport
Cellular component (GO): cytoplasm
Molecular function (GO): GTP binding; GTPase activity
Source: RefSeq, a predicted model, not a curated record
AAAAAGGAGAAACAGCAACGGCUGCUCUGCUUCCGUCCCAUCUCGCUCUUGGGACAUUCCAGCCAGCAGAAAGCAGCUCCAUGAGAGCCACGGAGGAUCUCACAGCCGCAGUCUAAUAGUAACGCAGAGGAAUGUGAACCCAUCUUCCAUGCCUUCCAGGAGGCCCUUGAUCUUCUCUGCCCAGGGCCCACUCUUCUCUGACCCAGAGAUGGGUCAGCUGAUGGUGGCUCACACACCAUCACUUCCUUCAAAGCCCAGGCAUCUGUUUAAAGUCUGACCCUGUGAAGACUUUUCCUAUUUUGGAAAAGCUCUUCUAUUUGCCUGCAAAGAUUUGUGCUCCUUUUUUAAUUUCAAUUUUUGUAGAGGAGGCGGGUUCUUGCUUUGUUGCCUCAGCUGGUCUCAAACUCCUGGGCUCAAGUGAUCCUCCUACCUUGGCCUCCCAGAAUGCUAGGAUUACAGGCAUGACCCACCAUACCAGGAUGGAUUUGUCUUCCUUCAGGAGACAGUAGCUGAUGUGUGCCCCUGGCCCUUCUUCCCUAGAAUUCAGCAGUGGCCACCAUGGGUUCUGUGAAUUCCAGAGAUCACAAGGCGGAAGCCCAGGUGGUGAUGAUGGGCCUGGACUUGGCGGGCAAGACCACGCUCCUUUACAGGCUGAAGGGCCACCAGCUAGUGGAGACCCUGCCCACUGUUGGAUUCAACGUGGAGCCUCUGGAAGCUCCUGGGCACGUGUCACUGACUCUCUGGGACGUCGGGGGGCAGGCCCCACUCAGGACCAGCUGGAAGGACUAUCUGGAAGGUGUAGAUAUCCUCGUGUAUGUGCUGGACAGCACAGAUGAAGCCCGCUUACCCGAGUCAGCAGCUGAGCUCGCGGAAGUUGUGAACGACCCCAACAUGGCUGGUGUUCCCUUCUUGGUGCUGGCCAACAAGCAGGAGGCACGUGAUGCACUUCCGCUGCUUGAGAUCAGAAACAGGCUGAGUCUAGAGAGAUUCCAGGACCACGGCUGGGAGCUACGGGGCUGCAGUGCUCUCACUGGGGUGGGGCUGCCCGAGGCCCUGCAGAGUCUGCACAGCCUCCUGAAAUCUCGCAGCUGCCUGUGUCUCCAAGGAAGAGCCGGUGGGGUCCAGUGCCGACACAGCAAGAGAUCUUGACCUGGACAGAGCUGCAUAUCUUUGCUCACACAAACUGGAAGCACCAGCUGAUCCCUUGAGAAACUUAUGCUCAGUCUAUCAAACAAGAAAUGCUGGCUUCGCCUGUAAUCUCAGCACUUUGGGAGGCCACGGUGGGAGAAUCCCUUGAGCAUAGAACUUGGAGAGCAACAUCACGAGACCCCAUUUCUACUAAUAAUUAAAACAUUGGCCAGGCAUGGUGGCGUGUGCCUCUAGUCCCAGGUACUUGGGAGGCUGAGGGAGGAGAAUCGCUUGAGCCUGGGAGGUGGAGGUUCUGGUGACCCGGAUUGCACCACUACACUCCAGUCUGGGCGACAGAGUGAGACCCUGUCUCAAUAAUAAUAAUAAUAAUAUUCUAAGAAAAAAAUCUCAACACACUUCAUUUAAUAGCUCAUUACCAAGUGUGAAUGAAGCAACAUGUCAUAAUAGAAUGGCCACUGGUUGCAUAACAAUAGAGACCUAAAUUCACAAAUAGGGAAAGAGGUUUUAAAAUCAAAUUUGGGGUCAGAUGUGGUGACUCUUGCCUGUAAUCCCAGCACUUUGGGAGGCCAAGGCAGGCAGAUCGCUUGAGGCCUGGAGUUUG